Hyla sarda is the source of this 2935-nucleotide messenger RNA. RefSeq names its product transcription factor Spi-B-like. Lineage: Eukaryota; Metazoa; Chordata; Amphibia; Anura; Hylidae. The record is from RefSeq and is a predicted model, not a curated record. Gene Ontology annotation, molecular function: sequence-specific DNA binding; DNA-binding transcription factor activity, RNA polymerase II-specific. Gene Ontology annotation, biological process: regulation of transcription by RNA polymerase II; cell differentiation. The transcript is spliced from 7 exons. The coding region runs from base 219 to 1007 and encodes 262 amino acids. Gene Ontology annotation, cellular component: nucleus.
GUCACACAAACUAUUCUUAUCUAACUUAAUAUGAAAGUCUAGGUUAAUAGAGGGGGUUCAUGUUUCAGUAUCCCAAUAGUUAUAGAGCAACUACAAAAAGUUUCCUGAUAUGUUUAUUGCUACAGGUCUGAUACCGGAUCAUCCGUGCAAGCCGAUGGAGUCUAGCUACAGCAGCCUAGCGUUUUGAAAAUUCUUUCAAUUACUCGUAUGCAGAUACGAUGCUUCAAGAUCUACAUACCGGCAACUUAACACAGUCUGCUGAGUCCGAGCCUCCAAUAGACUUCCCCUGGAACUGGAUGGAUCUGCAGGAUGCCUAUUAUGAGGAGCUAACUACAGUCCAAACUGUUCUGGAUCCCUACGUGCAAGGACCCUACACCUACUACAGCCAGGACAACAGCCAGAACCCAAAUGGGGCAUCCCCUUGUCUGACGCAGUGUCCGCUUCCCGAGGACAUAUACAAUACGCAGCCAUUCACUUACCCUCAGACCUAUCCGUUACCACCAUGUAACCAGAGCCCUUCUCUUUCUGAAGACGACCCAAAUCUCGAGGUGUCUGACAGCGAUUCCAGUGUGGGUUCUCCUCCGUGCUUCCCGGUUCAUGAACAAGAUUACUUGUUGUGGGUGCGGGAAGAGGUUUUGUUGGGGCUGGCAGCAAAUGUUAAAUUCCCCUACACCACAGGAGGCCACGAUGUUCGGAAGAAGGUUCGAUUAUACAAGUUUCUUUUGGAGCUCCUGCAGAAUGGGGACAUGAGAGACUGCAUCUGGUGGUUGGACCGAGAGAGAGGGACCUUUCAAUUCUCCUCGAAGCACAAAGAGCUGCUUGCUCACCGAUGGGGGCAACAAAAGGGAAACCGUAAAAAGAUGACCUACCAGAAGAUGGCUCGCGCUCUACGCAACUAUGGCAAGACUGGAGAGAUCAGGAAGGUGAAGAAGAAGCUGACAUAUCAGUUUGACAGUGUAUUACUGAACGAAAGGAACGUAGAGUCCACCAUGCAUCCCCUCUCCUAAACCGGCCAUCAUCUUCGGUCAACUUUUAUAUACUUUUCGUUUUCUCUUAUUUCAAUGAAAUUUUGUGACCAUCACCCUGGCAAGUAUAUAACCAUCACUUCAAUAUCUUCAUUGAAUAUCACUGUAAAGAAUCAUAUUCACUGUGUAAUGAAAAAAAUAGAAAGGAAGGCAUUUAAUUCCACGAUGGACCUUCUUCAAAUAUGGCACCUUCAGAUCUGGACCACGAAGGAAACAAUUUAUACUGUUGGGACACGUUCUGUCUAUGGAAAUCAGACAUUUUCCGACAAGUGAAUGAUGAAGCACAAGAAUGUUCUAUAUAACCAAAAUGUUCUUAGCCAACUACCACCAUUGGUGUCUUCAGAGCGGGUACCUACCGCCAGGUCUCAUCACGGACAGUUGGGAUACUUCAUGUACUUCAUCUACUAAACAGAGUGAUCCUCCUUUUGUCCAUGUCAUGAAGGGCUACGAAACAACAAAGAACUUCUUCUGUUAGAAAGAGGCUUUGAAUUAGUUUUGUUCCCGAAUGCUUUCUGUCGGUAGGCUUGGCAGAUGCUUUCUAAAAAUCUGUUGUGACGUUUUAUUCACUUUUCCUUUGUUUUAUUUUUUAACCAUUUCUUUUCUUCCAUAUUGGAUAGAUUAGAGAUUAAAAUACAAUUAAGAGACUUAUAAUCAUUCAUGAUUCCAUUAGUUCAAUAACCAGCACUGCCAUGUGUAUGGAUCUCUGACGCAGCUAUAUGGUCCACUUCCUCAGAUAGUCAACAUGAAUAUCCUAAAGUUUAUUCCAUUUACAAAAAAAACCUUUCAUUGUUACCAGCUUGUGGAUGGAAUACACUCCUGGCUUACACGGUAAGAUAGGCUAGAAUUCCUAAGAAGGCCACUGCAGUUUUUGAGCCAAAGCAGAAGUGGAUUCAAAAGGAAUAGGGCAUAUAAAGGAAGGACUUAUACUUCUCCUUCCUACUGGAUCCACUUCUGAGUUUGGCUCAAAAAAUGCUUGCCUGAAUAAUACCUAUGUGGAGAACACUGGGUUAUAGAGUGGGUGACCAGGAGUCUACAGAGGGGUCACUUACUAAAUAUGGUCUACUGGUUACGGAGAUAUGGGCUUUCAAAGGUCCGUUGUUUAGUCCAGUAAUUUGCGCUGUGGAGGCGGACCCCGCUGACUGGUCACCACUGCCUCCUUCGGUCAGCUCAUAAUACUGCCCCCGAAAUUUGCAUAUUCAGUAUCUUCGACUCCACGUCCUAGUGACGUGAAGUCCCCGGUCACGUGAGCGCUGCACUCUGUCAGUGCGGCGUAUACCCAGUGAUACGGAGCGGUCGCAGCAGGGAGAGCUCUCACCUCAUCAGGACAUGAGAGCUGUACGCAAUCUUCAGUUUACCAAUAGAUUCCCCCCUUAAGAUUAUCCAAUAAUAACCCUUUCUUCCCAUAUACCCUUUAAAAAUUUCCCAUGAGCUUUAUUGAUUGUUUGCUACACCAACAGUACGCAAUCUUCAGGCGCAUGCGCUCUACCGACAGAGCGCAACGUUCACGUCACUAGGAUGUGAGGUCAAAGAUAAUGAAUAUGCAAAUUGUGGGGGCAGUAUUAUGAGCUGACCGACGGAGGCAGAGACGCACAGUCAGCGGGGCCCGCCUCCACAGCGCAAAUUACUGACUACACAACGGACCUUUGAAUGAAAGCCCAUAUCUCCGUAACGAGUGGACCAAAUUUAUUAAGCUGGUCACCCACUCUAUAACCCGAUUUUCCUUUAAAGGAGCAUUCAGUAGUAGAGGGCACAAGGGGACCAUGCAGCAUUCAAAGAAUUAGCAAGAUCUUUUUAGGAGGCCAUAGGAUUCCCAGUUCACCAGGAGGAGGAAUGGACAUCACUGGCUUCAGCUGAUCUUUAAUGGGGUACUCUGCUGCUCAGCAUUUGGAACAAACUGUUCCGAACGCGAG